AUGUCACAGGAGCGGUUGCUUGGUGAGCGGGGCGCGCCGCCGCGCGACGCAUAUGUGCAGAACCGCCAGACACAAGCGCACUUUGUGUUCAGCGGAGAUGCCCAGGACAACCGGAAGAACCGGCAGCAUGGACAGAACGGGGGAAGUGGGCGGUGGAAGCAGGGUGGGACUGGUCACGACGACCGCAGGCACAGCGGUGGCGGAGACGACUCGAUAGAAAUGUCUGUGUUCCAGAGAAACCUGACGUCUCGCAAGAACCACAACCCGUGGAAGCAGGAGGAUGAGCAGCACGGCUCCCCCUCGUCUGCAGCCGCAGCCUCCAGAACAGCCACAACAACCAGUGCAUAUGGGCAGGACCCAAACACAACGUUCAUCUUGCACGAAGUCGAAGGGCACCACACACUCACCGGCAUUGCUCUGCAGUACAGGACAACGGUGGAUCAGUUGAAGCGGCUGAACAACAUUUGGGGCGAGGCAGAACUGCACGCGCGCAAGGUGAUCAAAGUGCCGGCAUCGAGGUUUGGGCACUUGUAUGCAGCGGUACAAGAGUCCAACCUUGAUGAUUUGGACGGCAUGGAGGAAGGUGUGAAGACAUACACGACCAAGCGACCGUUUCUGCCAACGGAGAACCCGAACAUCUCCCUGCCGUCGGAAGCCUUCUCCAGAAUAUCAUAUGGGGACGAUGACAACAGCCAGCACGACAGCGAAGAAGAGCCUGCGGACUCGUCGGAGGUGCUGGCCAAGUACGAUGCGCAGCUGCAGACGGUGAUGGAGCACCAGGCGCGGCUGGAGAGCAGCUCUGUUGCCGACGCCCGCGUGAUUGGCCUCCUGCGACGCGAAAACGCAUGGACAACGUUCACCAGCCCCGGCAUGUGGAAGCGCGCCGUGGCCAUCCUAGUCGUCAUGGUCGUGCUCGUUCCAGUGGCCGUGUACAAGCUCUACCCACAGCAGGACUAG
Molecule: messenger RNA, 957 nt
Organism: Salpingoeca rosetta
Lineage: Eukaryota; Choanoflagellata; Craspedida; Salpingoecidae
Exons: 5
Coding region: 1-957 (318 amino acids)
Source: RefSeq, a predicted model, not a curated record